UGAAUUCUGAAGAGUCUUGUUAGCCUCCAUAAAGAGCCGCAUUGUGUAUGAAUGAGUUAUAUAAGUGCAUAUGACCGCCAUGGUGCAGGGUUGUGCUAGUAGUGCAGAAACCCCUAAAUGCUGAUCUGUAGCGAGGCCAUUAGCUGUUUCCUGGAAAUGCCUCUUUAUUAUCACAGCUGAAGACCUCGAAUCCAGCAUGAACUGGGCAUCGUUUUACGCGGUGAUCAGCGGUGUGAACAGGCACUCGACAGGCAUCGGCCGCAUCUGGCUGUCGGUCAUCUUCAUCUUCCGGAUCAUGGUGCUGGUGGUGGCGGCCGAGAGCGUGUGGGGCGACGAGAAGUCUGGCUUCACCUGCAACACCCAGCAGCCCGGCUGCGACAGCGUGUGCUACGACCAGUUCUUCCCCAUCUCUCACAUCCGCCUCUGGGCUCUGCAGCUCAUCCUGGUGUCCACGCCGGCCCUGCUGGUGGCCAUGCACGUCGCUCACCGCCGGCACAUCGAGAAGAAGAUCCUCAAGAUCUCCGGCCGAGGGAGCGCCAAGGACUUGGAGAACAUCAAGAGCCAGAAGUUCAAGAUCACCGGUGCUCUGUGGUGGACUUACAUCAUCAGCAUCGUCUUCCGCAUCGUAUUCGAGGUGGUUUUCUUGUACAUUUUUUACUUGAUCUAUCCAGACAUCAAGAUGGUGCGUCUUGUGAAGUGUGACUCCUAUCCCUGUCCCAAUACAGUGGACUGUUUCGUGUCGCGUCCCACAGAGAAGACCAUCUUCACUGUCUUCAUGCUGGCCGUGUCUGGAGUCUGUGUCUUGUUGAACAUCGCAGAGGUUGUGUAUUUAAUAGGCCAGGUGUGUAUGAAAUACUUUCAUGGAGCAGUGGGUGAACCCAAAGCGCCUUGGCUCGCUCAAAAACUGGCGACCUACAAGCAGAACGAAAUAAAUCAGCUGAUCUCGGAGCAUUCGUUCAAGCCGAGAUUCAACACUGGGCGAAAGCCUCCCGGGGAUAAGAGCGAACGCUGCUCUGCUUUCUAG
This is a messenger RNA of Cyprinus carpio (common carp), 1024 nucleotides long. Its product is annotated as gap junction beta-1 protein-like. The record is from RefSeq and is a predicted model, not a curated record. Gene Ontology annotation, cellular component: connexin complex. NCBI's taxonomy places the organism in Eukaryota, Metazoa, Chordata, Actinopteri, Cypriniformes, Cyprinidae. Gene Ontology annotation, biological process: cell communication.